UACAAGACAAGAAAAAUUACAAGCCAUUGUAACCUGAUAUUGCGGAUGAAAGGAAGAGAGUGACAGAGUCAGCCCUUCUCUUUUCAAAGGUUAAUUUAAUCUCAGUCCCCAGUCUCUUCAGCCGGUGAUAACUGCCCAUUCCCCUGCUUAAUGCUCAUUAAUGGUGGAAUGAACUCUUUUUCUGUAGAACCAGAUUUUGUCGAUGAUGGUGAUUGUGGAUGCACUGAAGAACCGACUGCACAGUGUGGCUGCUGCACAAAAUUUGAUUUUGACCACAAGGAGCACACAGCCUGUAUGAACAUGACAUUUCAAGUGGAGGAGAAAGCGAUACGAUUUACGGGGACUUUAGAUGACAAGGUUCUGUUCAACGAAACUCUCUCAGCGAGAAAUCCACCUCCUUUUUGUCAAGGGGUUUGUCCACUGUCGUGCAUCUGCCUUCAGUAUUACAACAUCUCGUACGGUGAUGAGGGAAAGUGGGGAGGAUGCCUGAAGAUAUAUGCUGAUCUCAUUGUACCACUCUUUAAUCUUGACUUUGGCUGCUUCAAUCUGCCAACCCAGGAAGGCCAGGAGCAGUGGAGGGCUUCGGACAAGGAGGGCAACUCGCUGUUACACUUUGCCGGCUCUAAUAAGUCAAAGGAUCAAAUGUUGAACAAGACUCGGCAGUGGCUCCUAAAAAUGCUUGGCAAAGACACAACUAAGUCGCCACAAAAGAAAAAAAAUCCACUUGAUUUCCUUUUCAACAAUCGCGUGAUUGAAAAUUCUGAUGAGGACUAGAAUUAAAGACUUACCGAACCAAACAAGUAAAUGUCUGUGUGAUUGACAGAAUGAUAUUGUAAUCGGUAAUGACAUUCUUGGCAGUCUGCUAUACUUUACCAUUCAUUAUAAAUGUAUGUAAAGUGGAUUAGAGCAAUAAUAAAACUGAAUAAGGAAGGAAGUGAUGUGGCUCUUUGAACGAUACAGAAGAAAGGCUCCAUAUAUACACGUUAAUUUGUGUUUUCAUGAUGGCGAUGUCACAGCGGCUUAAAGUUAAUAUCUAAAUAAAAGUUGCAACCUUCAAA
Pocillopora verrucosa is the source of this 1058-nucleotide messenger RNA. Lineage: Eukaryota; Metazoa; Cnidaria; Anthozoa; Scleractinia; Pocilloporidae. The record is from RefSeq and is a predicted model, not a curated record.